Lodderomyces theae is the source of this 1476-nucleotide messenger RNA. RefSeq names its product Dcc1p (gene DCC1). Gene Ontology annotation, cellular component: chromatin; Ctf18 RFC-like complex; chromosome, centromeric region. Gene Ontology annotation, biological process: mitotic sister chromatid cohesion; maintenance of mitotic sister chromatid cohesion. The transcript has a single exon. Lineage: Eukaryota; Fungi; Ascomycota; Pichiomycetes; Serinales; Debaryomycetaceae. Bases 1 to 1476 code for a protein of 491 amino acids. The record is from RefSeq and is a predicted model, not a curated record.
AUGACAUCAACGAUCCCUGUUUAUCAACAACUACGACCAGAUGCCAAUUACACUUACAAGUUGAUCCAACUUCCAAGAAACAUCGUAUCACAUAUAAGCAACAGCAACCAGAACAGGAGUAGCAGUGGAUCCAUCUUAAAUGGGGCAACGACCCUCGACUUGAAAACGAAACCUAAAUUGAACUCGGUGGCGCUGUCAUUGCAUGGUGUUGAUGACGAUGGAGAGAAUGAUACGGUUGUGGUGUGUACUCGAGAUGCGACUUUUAAAUUACGACAAAAUAACCAUUCCAAUUGCGUCUUGCUUAUGAACCUGCGUCGUAUUCGCCAUUUUACGGAGUCGGAUAGUGGGAAUGGAGAUGCCAAUUGCGGUGGUGGUGAAGAUAGUCGAGCGGGAAAACAGGAUGAGCAUGAUGUGUUGAUGGGGUUUAGUCAAUGCAACUAUGUUUACGAAUUGACGCAGAUUGUGGGAUCCAUAUUGGACGUGGUUCCCGAAUACCACGACAGCAACAACAAAAACACUUCACGUGUACAGGUUGGCAGGAAGUACAUGACAAAGAACGAGUUGGCCGAGUUGAGUCCGUGUUCCCCAAUUGAAUUUGAAAAAAUAUACACCGAGUCAUGUCUUUGUGAAAUUGCAACAAGUGCAAACCAAAACUUCACCACGAGCAGCAGCAGCAGCAACGAUAAUGACAACGAUAACGACGAUUGCAAAUAUGUGUACAAGUUAUCAUCGGAUGUGGUUACGCAAAUCUUGCAUACGUUGAUCACGUUCCUCAUUAGUCAAUCUAAACACGAGUCUAGUUUCGCAAUACCGGAAUUGAAUUUGGUUGAUAAUGGGCACGUUUUUGCUGAGUGGCAGGUAUCUAUGAUUGAAGCUGUCAUUCACAAGUUCACCAUCGCCGACACCGAGACCACCAGCAACAGCACCAGCAACAGCAUCGGUGCAACUGAUGAUGAUCAACAGAAUACAAAUACACCAGAGAACUCUAAAGACUCUCGACAUUUACGAUUAAACAAUCAUGCCAUUACUAACUGGUUUGGUGUUCAAGAAUUGUCGAAAUUAGACCACGGUUGGCAAUCAGGCAUGACAACGGUGGCUGAUUUCCUAUUGAGUUGGAAAACCGCAUUACCAUCAUUCUACAACGUCCCCUUAGACAUUGCCCAACUAGGAGGUCACUACUAUACUACAACAUCAGCAACAUCAGCAACAUCCGCAUCAUCAGCAACAUCAGCAACAUCAUCAUCUUCUUCGUCCACGUCGUUGUUGAUCCACUACGUUGAUCAAUCUUCGUUAAGUCAAGACAUCCCUACGCGGUUCAAACAGUUGCUCCAGGUGCAACCUAGUUGGAAAUACAAUGAGUUUGUCGCUUGUCUACAACCCGUGUUGGAGUCGGGCAAAAAGGUUGAUUCGGUGAUUUUGAAAUACGGGAAAAAGAAACGUAUCAAAAGGGAUCAAUUCCUAGUAUGUGCGAGAUAA